This is a messenger RNA of Lolium perenne, 2360 nucleotides long. RefSeq names its product protein NRT1/ PTR FAMILY 2.11. Gene Ontology annotation, cellular component: membrane. NCBI's taxonomy places the organism in Eukaryota, Viridiplantae, Streptophyta, Magnoliopsida, Poales, Poaceae. Gene Ontology annotation, biological process: transmembrane transport. The record is from RefSeq and is a predicted model, not a curated record. Gene Ontology annotation, molecular function: transmembrane transporter activity.
GGAGCAGGAGCGCAAGGUCGGCAUGGAGAAGACGGUGAAGGUCUUGUCCUCCGAGGAAGAAGCCGACUCGCCGUGGUCGGACGCCGAUGAGCCCGUCCAGAACCACCGUGGAUGGAAGGCCAUGCCAUACGUCAUAGCAAACAGUAAAGGAGAAGUGGGAACGGAUGGUGACAAUAUUUCCAGUUGGUUGCCUGCAUGUGACAUGCCGUGCCAUGCCAUAACAUGUGAACCUCUUGCUCCACUAUUACGAUGAGUGUCCACAAAUCAAUCCAAAUCAGCAGGACAUGUGUGUGACCAUUCAAAAAAAAACAUCAUCAAAAAGAAAAAUGAAAAAGAAGGCAGCCCAUGUGUGUGGGUUGCAUCCAAGUCCAGGAAAGCUGAUUCUGCAGGAUUCUAACCAGCAACUUUCACAAAAAUGGAACGAGACGUUCGAAAAGCUGGGGACGAUGGGCACACUGUCGAACAUGUUGGUAUACCUGACGACGGUGUACCACAUACCGAGCGUGAGCGCCGCCACCCUCCUCAACAUCUUCUCCGGCACCAGCAACCUCGCCACUGUCGCCGGCGCCUUCGUUAGCGACACCUACCUCGGCCGCUACAACACCCUCGCAGCCGCCACCAUUUCCUCCUUCGUCGGCUUGGUCAUCCUCACCCUCACUGCUGCCUUCCACUCCCUACACCCUCCAAGCUGCAACCCCAAAGCAGGGGAGCAAUGCCAGGGGCCCUCGGGCGGCCAGCUGGCGGUGCUGCUCGCAUCCUUCUUCUUUCUCGUCGUCGGAGCCGGCGGCAUCCGGCCGUGCAACCUGGCGUUCGGGGCUGACCAGUUCAACCCGCGCACCGCAGAUGGCCGCCGAGGCAUCGCCAGCUUCUUCAACUGGUACUACUUCACCUUCACCGUCGCCAUGAUGUUGUCCGCCACCGUCAUCAUCUACCUCCAGAGCAACGUCAACUGGGCGCUCGGCCUCGCCGUGCCCGCCACGCUCAUGGGCCUAUCCUGCGCCGUCUUCUUCAUGGGAACCCGCUUCUAUGUCCGCGUCCGCCCCGAGGGCAGCCCGUUCACCAGCUUCGCACAUGUCCUCGUCGCCUCCGUCCGCAAGCGCCGCCUCCCGUUACCCGAUGAAACGUCCUCACAGCUGUUCGACCCGCCGCACCGGAGCAAGCUCGUCUCCAAGCUGGCCUACACCGACCAGUUCACGUGCCUCGACAGGGCGGCCGUGCAGGGCCCCGAGGACGAGCUGAAUGCCGACGGGAAGACGGCGGCGAACCCGUGGCGGCUGUGCACGCUGCAGCAGGUGGAGGAGGUGAAGUGCCUAGCGCGCAUCAUCCCAGUGUGGUCGUCAGGUAUUGUCUACUUCGUGGUGCUCACCCAGCUCGGCACCUACACCGUGCUCCAGGCGGCACAGACCGACCGCCGCCUCGGCCGAUCGGGCUUCGAGAUCCCGCAGGGCUCCUUCGUCGUGUUCAACAUGCUCACCCUCACGCUCUGGAUCCCGGUGUACGACCGGCUGUUGGUGCCGGCGCUGCGGCGUAUCACCGGUCGCGAGGGCGGGAUCACCCUGCUCCAGCGCAUCGGCGUCGGGCUCGCGCUCUCCGUCGCCACAAUGGCGGUGGCGGCGGCGGUGGAGCACGAGCGGCGCCGGAGAUCCGCGCCGAUGUCGUGCUUCUGGCUGGUGCCACAACAGGUGGUUGCGGGCUUCUCGGAGGCGUUCAGCGGCAUCGGGCAGACUGAGUUCUACUACAGGCAGUUCCCUGAGAACAUGCGGAGCGUCGCCGGGGCGCUCUAUUUCCUGGGGUUUGCGCUGGCAAGCUACGCCAGUGGGCUCAUGGUGAUGGUGGUGCACCGGACUACGAGCUGGCUGGCCGAGGACCUGGACGAAGGCAGGGUUGACCUGUUCUACUUCAUCACGGGCGCCAUCGCGGCAGUCAACCUCGUCUACUUUGUUGCGUGUGCACGGUGGUACAGGUUCAAGAAAUCGGACCAAGACGCCGGCGGCGUCGAGCUCGACGAUGACAGCCUCAGGAAGAAGGAUUCUGCGACUGCAGUAUCGGCAUAAAUUGGUUGGAUUUUGGCCGUGCCAUCGUGGGGAUGCAUGCAUUCAAUAAUGCUACUUCUACGGAUGAAUUGGGAAGAUCGUUUUCUCCAAUCGCACGAUUCCACGACCUGUCCGUAAUAUUACUCUGUAAACUAAUUCCGUAAGUGUAGCAUUGUUGUUCUGAGAUUAGUAGAGCAAUAGUUGGGAUACUAGAAGGACCCUGAGCACGUUGUUGUGCACGCUAUUGCAUGUGGCAUAAUGAUUUCUAAAAGUUAUUAAACAAAAAUCAUAAAACAUUGGCAGAGGAAAAUAACUCCGCCGCAAACA